Molecule: messenger RNA, 6681 nt
Organism: Salvelinus namaycush (lake trout)
Lineage: Eukaryota; Metazoa; Chordata; Actinopteri; Salmoniformes; Salmonidae
Product: histone-lysine N-methyltransferase 2B-like
Exons: 29
Coding region: 1-6366 (2121 amino acids)
Biological process (GO): positive regulation of DNA-templated transcription
Cellular component (GO): nucleus; histone methyltransferase complex
Molecular function (GO): histone H3K4 methyltransferase activity; protein binding
Source: RefSeq, a predicted model, not a curated record
AUGGUGGUCUGCCUCAUGGCCCAAAUAUUCAGCCAAUCAUUUCAGUGUUACCAUUGGGCUUCAAUUUGUUGUGCAGUCCUUUCGAGGCGGCGGCGCAGGUCAUCAGCCAAUGUCUUUAAGUCCAAUGAUGACGAGGGGUCGGUGUCCUGGGAGGAGGGAGAGGCAGAGGAGGGGUUGGACCCGGCAACCCCUGGAGACUGCCUGAGCCCGUCCACCAGAAAGCAGCCAAGGCGGAACGUGACACCUCGCUCCUACAGCAGCCUGCUGAAGUCAGACUCGGACGAAGACACGGGCGGAGAAGCAGCAGUCAAGAGUCCUGUAAAGAAUCCUGUCGCCCCAAGCAACCAAGCUCCAGAGGAGGGCCCAGUGCCCAGUGACGUAAGGCACCGCAGACCUGGGCCGCCCAAAGGACCGCUGGGCCGACGCAGAGCCGACAAGAAUGCCGCAGAACACACACCAACUAACAUCCUCGCCACCCUAGUCAACGGACUCCCCCAAAAGGGCCACUUGAAGACCGGGACGCACCGGAUCCGCGUAGACUUUAAGGAGGACUGUGCCGUCCAGAACGUGUGGUUGAUGGGCGGUCUGAGUAUCCUCACCUCCGUCCCAGUCACCCCUCAUCCUGUCUGCCUGCUCUGUGCCAGCAAAGGACACCAUGAGAUGAUCUACUGCCAGGUGUGCUGCGAGCCCUUCCACAGCUUCUGCCUCUGGCCGGAAGAGCGACCCCAGGAGGAGAACAAGGAGAACUGGUGCUGCCGCCGCUGCAAGUUCUGCCAUGUGUGCGGCCGGAAGCACAAGAACAACAAGCCUGUGUUGCAGUGCAGGAGGUGUCAGAACUGCUACCACCCCUCCUGUCUGGGACCCACCUACCCAAAGCCCAUCAACUGUAACAUGCCCUGGGUGUGUAUGACGUGUAUCCGGUGUAAAAGCUGUGGAGUGACACCAGGGAAGACCUGGGACAUGGCCUGGAACCACGAGCAGGACCUCUGUCCCGACUGCAGCACGCUCCACGUCAAAGGGAACUUCUGCACCAUCUGCUCCAAGUGUUACGAGGAGAAGGACCACAACAGUCAGAUGAUGGAGUGCUCCAGGUGUAGCCACUGGGUACAUUCUAAAUGUGAAGGGCUCUCUGAUGACCUGUAUGAGAUCAUGUCCAGCCUGCCAGAGAGCGUAGUGUACUCCUGUACACCCUGCAGCCAAUCACAGCCCGGCUCCUGGAAGGAUGAGCUGAAGGACAGGCUGAGGGCGGGGCUAGAGAAGGUGCUGGCCAACCUCCUUUCUGACUCCUCUGCCCAGCACCUGAUCACCUGCAGGGAGUGUGAGGAAUCCACCGAACCAGAUGCUUUCAGGGACAAACACCAGCCCAUCUGCGACCUACAUGCCGUGGGUCAAAAAUUUGAAGGGCGACAGUACACUUCUCUGAAAUCGUUCCAUGAGGAUGUUGUCAUGGUGAUGAGGAAGUGGUUGAAGGAGGAGUCGUCUCUCCCUGAGGGCCUGAGUCCCACCUGUUUGGCCAGGUCUCACUACCUGAAGUUGCUGGAGGAGACUUUCAGUUGGUUUCAUAGCCAAGAUCAGAAAAUGUGGGACCCACUCUCCAAAGAUUUCCCAAGUGGUAUGCUCCCCGAGGCAGUUCUUCCUCCAUCUAUGGAGCACAGCUAUGCACAGUGGCUGGAGAGGACGUACCAAGUUACCAGGGGUUCAGGGUUUCUCCAGCAGGGGAACAGCAUCCCUCCCCCAUCCUCAGUCACCACCCAUCAGCCCUGGGCGCUGGAGGGCGUCCCACUCAAAUCCCAAGGUACAAAUGGUGCUGUAACCGGUGCCCUGGAACUCGACCGGACCAAAGAUGAGAGGCAGUGUGCACUCUGCCAACAGUGUGGUGACGCCACACCCAACGACGCGGGCAGACUGCUGUACCUGGGGCAGAACGAGUGGGCCCACGUUAACUGCUGCCUGUGGUCUGCUGAGGUGUACGAAGACAACGGAGCUCUGCUCCAAGUACACAGUGCUGUCUCCAGGGGGCGCCACAUGCGCUGUGAGCGUUGUGGCCAGGCGGGGGCGACGGUGGGCUGCUGUCUCUCGUCCUGUCAGAGUAACUACCACUUCAUGUGCGCCCGCGCCCGCAACUGUUUCUUCCAGGAGGACAGGAAGGUCUUCUGCUCCAGGCACCGUGACCUCGUCAGUGAGAAGAUGGUGUCUGGGAAUGGGUUUGAAGUUCUCCGGCGGGUCUACGUGGACUUCGAAGGGAUCAGCCUCCGUAGGAAGUUUCUGACUGGCCUGGAGCCAGAGUCUAUAAAUAUGACCAUCGGCUCUCUGCAGAUCAACAGGCUGGGUGUGCUGACUGAACUAUCAGCCAAUGGAGCGAGGUUGUGUCCUGUGGGCUAUCAGUGCUCUCGGCUGUACUGGAGCACAGUGGACCCUCGUCGGCGCUGUAAGUACACCUUUAAGGUGACAGAGGUGUGUUCUCCACUCCCAGAGAAGCCAGGGGAACCACUGUGGUGGGACCAGGAGGAGAACCGAACCAUAGCCCACAGCCCCUAUCAAGAAAUGGAGAUUCCAGAGGCUGUGAUGAGUCCUCCGCCCAUUGAGGUAUCUCCCAGCACCACCCCGUCUCCCCUGAAGGAGACGGGGGCCAAAACCCCUGGUUACUCACAAACCAGGAGACCAGCAGGAGGAACAUCUCGACCUCUUCCCUCCCCAGGGAGUGCCAUCUCCAAAUCCCACCACAUCCUGACACUCAGAGACCUGGACGAUACCCGCCGGCCGCGUCGCCUGUCUCUGAGCUGCCACUCAGGGGACUCCUCCUCCCCCACCGACGGCCUCGCGGGACCAAUGACGCUCCGUUCAGGGGGCACCCUCCACCCCAGGUCCCUCCCCUUCAGUUCCCCUCCCAGAACCAGCGAAAACCUCCUGAGUUCCCCUCGGCAAGUACGACCUCUCGCUGGCUCCUCCAGCUGGGGCUCCCCUCCCUUGUGCCCCUCCAGUCUUACCCACCCUUUCUCCUUGCGGCCUGGCGCCGCCGGCAGCCCUCCCUCCAACCUCCAUCUGGCCUUCCGCCACUCCUCCAGGAUUAGACAGCCAUUCAAAAUCCGAACUCCAGUGUCCGCUGAGGUGCCACAAUACUUCUUAGCUUCAUCCGAGCCAGAGAAAGCAGUGGUGGCGCCCUCAAACGGGAUCACAUUGACAGAAAAUAACAUGGAGGAAGACACAGACGUCAGCCCCCUGAUGUCGGAUCAGGACUUGCCCUUCACAACAUUCGACGUGGCGGACGCAGACGUGGCGGUGGCCUCUGUGCUAAACGCCAAGCUGGAGUUUGACGAGGCCUUGCUGAACGAGACUGUGGCGCUUCACUGUGGAGGGUCCCAUACAGGUGGAGGAGAUAUGGAAGAGGAGGAGGCACUAGAGGAGGAGACCCAGAUCCAGACUCAGGGUAGGGGCAACAUGGACGCCAACAAGGCCCCAGUAUUCACCAAAGCCAUGGCCUCUAAAGAUGAUCUGGAGAACGAUUCCUCAGACGAAGACAUGGAUCACUACUUGAAGUUUUCUCGUACGGUGGUGGUGUGCGAAGCCUCCAAGGACUCAGGGCAGGAAGGUCUCCCUCUCCCCCCACCACUUCCUACGUCUCAGUCCAUUGCUCAGCUUGACGGAGCGGAUAAUGGCUCUGAGAGUGACUCGAGUGAGGCUACCGGCGAUCAAGAAGAAACUCAGGAAGAGGGGAAGAGUGGGGAAGCUCAGGGGGCUGACAGUCAAGAAGUGUUUGAAACCUGUGACCCAAAUAAUGACAUGAUGUCUAUUGAAGAGGAGGUUCUGAUCGACUCUGACCAAACGGAAUUCCAGAAUGAGGUUCUUCUGGACCCAAGUAGUGGCCAUUUUGUUUCAGCUGACGACGGCACGAGAGUGUACCUGGCUAAUAAUAAAAAAGCAGAUCUUGAUGACAGCGAUAGUGACAGCUCUGGCUCCUCUACAGAUUCUCUCAUUGGAGUGGAUGACGAAAUGGGAGACCCAGACUUCGAGCCGGAUCCCAAACCCAAACCCAACCCAAAACAUCCUGUAAAAACGAUCAAAGUCAUGCAACGCCCUAGUCCUGUGAGCAUGAAAAUUAUUCCUCCUAAACCCACACCAACACAGAAGAAAAUCAUCAGGGUGUCCCUACCUUCUGCACCUGCUCUGCCUCUGAAUGUAGCCUCCUCUUCCCCACACAUCAUUGUUCGAACCGUUCCAAGGACAGUGCCCUCCACCGCUUUCCCGACCCCGUUUGUAAUAAACGGCAUGAACUCUAUACCCUUACAGACAGGGGCCACUAGGGGCAGAGCUAUCGCUAUCCGCCUGGCCACCCCCAGACAAGAAGCUCAGCAGCAGCUGACGACCACUAUUCUGUCUGGUGCCUCCAACUCAGCCCCGUCCCCGCAAGUUCUGCUAGUCAACCGUCAAGGUCAGAUUCUGAUGAAAGAUCCAAAUACCAACACCUUCCAGACAGUCAGCACCAGUUCUCCUUCCUACAGCCGCAUCAGCCAGAUUGCCAAGAUGAUCCACAGCAGUGGUGCCCUGCCACGGGCAGUUCCCCAGGUUGUGGUCGUACCCUCUACGUCAACACCCUCACCACGGACAGCAGUCUUCCAUAGUUCACAUCUCAUCACCACUAACAGAAACAUCACACCAGCAAGCAACACCAAUAUCCUGAUCAGAGCCCCACAGAGUUUGCAUGAUGGGCGAGUGCUGGUCCAAGCCAUGCCCGUGACGAGUGGAGCAAAACCAGUGAGGGUCAAGUGCGUCUCUGUGCCCGGCAACCAGGCCCAAGCUAUUUUAGACAGAGCCAUGGCUACUCAUCGCGAGCCCUCUCGGAUACGGCCUAAUAUCCUCAGGGUGAGCCCAUCUCAGCUGAGCCCAUCCCAGUUCCAGGUCCACCCCUUCCUCAACAAACUCCAGUCCCCUGUAGCCAUCUCUGCCGCUCCUGGACAGAUGCUCCGUCACGAGCCAGCCAUCGUACCAGAGUCCCAGUCCCAGGUCCGCGUUAAGAGAGUGUCCUCCGUCGCUGAGCGUCCCGGCAAGAAGAAAUGCAAGACUGAUUUCCUCCCGCAGUUGCCCUCUAGUGACGUGGAUGACCUAGAUGGCAGCAGAAAUAGUGGCGUUCGAAUCAAAGCCCCAACGAUGAAAGAUGUGCUGGAUCUGGACCAGGAGAAAGUUGAGCUCAAGGUCAUCCCACCACCAGAACCUGAGAAUAUCAGACCACCUCCCGUACCUCAGAUGGAGCGUCAGCCCAACAGCACUCUACGUCCACCCAGCAGCAGCACCACUCAGAGUAGCAGCAACAUCCAUGGGAAAACCCACGUGUGGGUCAGCGCGCGCCAUGGAGAUCUCUCUGACUGGGGCCCCUACUCAGGUUUUAGCUCAGACGAGGACAUGCCGCCACCUAAACAGGACAAGACCAGGUUCGACAACAGGAACCAGCCCCACCUGCGCUUUGAAAUCACCAGCGACGACGGUUUCCAUGUACAGGCAGACAGCAUAGAGGUGGCGUGGCGAGCGGUGAUUGACGGCGUCCUGGAGGCCCGAGCAGGGUUCCAUCUGAAGGCGUUGCCCCUCGGCGGGGUGAGCGGGGCGCGGGUUCUGGGCCUGCUCCACGACGCUGUCAUCUUCCUACUGGAGCAGCUGCAGGGCGCCGCCGGGUGCAAACAACACCGCUUUCGCUUCCACCGCUACGACAGCCCUGACGACGAGCUGCCCAUCAACCCCAGCGGCUGCGCCCGCGCUGAGGUCUACUCACGGAAGUCAACCUUUGACAUGUUCAACUUCUUGGCGUCUCAACACAGACAGCUGCCUGACAUCAUGUCGACGCCAUGUGACGAGGAAGACGAUGACAUCCCGCUGAAAUCCACUAGACGAGCCACCAGCACAGAGCUUCCCAUGGCCAUGCGCUUCAGACACCUGGAGAAGACCUCCAAGGAAGCAGUGGGGGUUUACAGGUCUGAAAUUCACGGACGCGGUCUGUUCUGCAAGAGGAACAUUGAGGCAGGGGAGAUGGUGAUCGAGUACGCAGGCAACGUCAUCCGUGCUGUCCUCACGGACAAGAAAGAGAAAUACUAUGACAGCAAGGGCAUCGGCUGUUACAUGUUCCGCAUUGAUGACUUUGAUGUGGUCGACGCCACCAUGCACGGCAACGCCGCCCGUUUCAUCAACCACUCGUGCGAGCCCAACUGCUAUUCACGCGUCAUCCUCGUGGACAGCCACAAGCACAUCGUCAUCUUCGCCCUGCGUAAGAUCUACCGCGGCGAGGAGCUCACCUACGACUACAAGUUCCCCAUUGAGGAUGACGGCAGCAAGCUGCACUGCAACUGUGCGGCCAGGCGCUGCCGCCGCUUCCUCAACUAAAAGACCAGCCAAACACGCCACGUUGGAGGAGUACUUGAAUUCAUAGAGGAAUAUGGAGAGACCAGGGAAAAUGCAAUGAUAUGGCGAUAGGAGUGUUGCCAAUAAGUACUGAUGAAUUGGAGCCUCCUCCGUAGUUAGUUUAAUUUAAAGUCUGACUGAUAUGACGCAUUUUUAAUUUAAAGACUGACUGGUGGACAUUUUUGGGUUCUAUCCUACAGCAGGGUUUCCCAAACUCGGUCCCGGGGCCCUGGGUGCACGUUUUUUGUUUUUGCCCCAGCUCUACACAGCUGAUUCAAAUAAUCAAAGCUUGGUGAU